CGCGCAGCGCUGGUACAUCAGUCGCUGCUACUGGGGACCGUAGAGCGUUUCCAUCCUGAGGCCGGCGCGCAGACCUCGAGUCCUGGAGGCUCCCGGUUCCCGGGCACUGCCUCCAGCCGUCGUCAUCGCGGCGGCCCGCCGUUCCCCAGCUCCGAGCGGCCGAGGUCACCAUGAGUCCGGGGUUCCGCCGGGCCGUCGCCGGGCAGGGGGCGGCGGCCGCCGUGCAAUUGCUGGUCACCCUGAGCUUCCUCUCAAGUCUCGUCAAGACCCAGGUGACUGGAGUUCUGGAUGAUUGCUUGUGUGACAUUGACAGCAUUGAUAACUUCAACACCUACAAAAUCUUCCCCAAGUUAAAAAAGUUACAAGAACGAGACUAUUUUCGUUAUUACAAGGUUAAUCUGAAGCGACCAUGUCCUUUCUGGGCAGAAGAUGGCCACUGCUCAAUAAAAGAUUGUCAUGUGGAGCCCUGUCCAGAGAGUAAAAUUCCAGUUGGAAUUAAAGCUGGGCGUUCAAAUAAGUAUUCACAGGCGGCAAACAAUACCAAAGAACUGGAAGACUGUGAGCAGGCCAACAAGCUGGGCGCCAUCAAUAGUACAUUAAGUAAUGAAAGCAAAGAAGCAUUCAUUGACUGGGCGAGAUAUGACGACUCACAGGAUCACUUUUGUGAACUUGAUGAUGAGCGCUCCCCUGCUGCGCAGUACGUGGACCUGCUGCUGAACCCAGAGCGGUACACUGGCUACAAGGGCUCCUCGGCAUGGAGGGUGUGGAACAGCAUCUACGAAGAAAACUGCUUCAAGCCUCGGUCUGUGUAUCGUCCUUUAAAUCCUCUGGCACCCAGCCGAGGGGAAGAUGACGGAGAAUCAUUCUAUACCUGGCUAGAAGGUUUGUGUCUUGAGAAGAGAGUGUUCUAUAAGCUUAUAUCAGGACUACAUGCCAGCAUCAAUUUACAUCUGUGUGCAAAUUAUCUUCUGGAAGAAACCUGGGGUAAACCUAGUUGGGGACCUAACAUCAAAGAAUUCAAACGCCGCUUUGAUCCAGUGGAAACAAAGGGGGAGGGUCCACGAAGACUGAAGAAUCUAUACUUUUUAUACUUGAUUGAACUUCGUGCUUUGUCAAAGGUGGCCCCUUAUUUUGAGCGCUCAAUUGUUGAUCUUUACACUGGCAACUUGGAAGAAGAUGCCGACACCAAGACUCUUCUCCUUAGCAUCUUUCAGGACACAAAGUCCUUUCCCAUGCACUUUGAUGAGAAAUCCAUGUUUGCAGGUGACAAGAAGGGGGCCAAGUCAUUAAAGGAGGAAUUCCGGUUACAUUUCAAGAACAUCUCCCGUAUCAUGGACUGUGUGGGAUGUGAUAAGUGCAGAUUGUGGGGGAAAUUACAGACUCAGGGCUUAGGAACUGCCUUGAAGAUACUAUUCUCUGAAAAAGAAAUCCAGAAACUUCCGGAGAACAGUCCAUCUAAAGGCUUCCAGCUCACCCGGCAGGAAAUAGUUGCUCUUGUAAAUGCUUUUGGAAGGCUUUCUACAAGCAUAAGAGAAUUACAGAACUUUAAAGCAUUAUUACAGCACAGGAGGUGCCACUGUGCAUAAGGAAGGACGGCUGUGCUGGUCUUCUCAGCACUGCCUUCAGCUGGACAUCUGGACACAGUUCACAGUAGGCCUCCCAGCAGCUGCAGAAGUCAAGGCUAGUCACCAGAAGCUCAGACCAGGUACACGGUGUCAUGGAAAUUCCAUGGCACAAGCCAAGCACAGAAAUCCUCAUGUUCUUUGUUUGAAGUAACAUCUACAGGUGCAGCUUUGAGUUUUCAGAGAAUUCCAUAUAAUUCACUGUUGUACCUACCAGAAUCUAGACCAUGAAUUAAAGUACAUGCUUCUGCAA
Myodes glareolus (Bank vole) is the source of this 1875-nucleotide messenger RNA. It is a transcript of the gene Ero1b, whose product is annotated as endoplasmic reticulum oxidoreductase 1 beta. The record is from RefSeq and is a predicted model, not a curated record. Gene Ontology annotation, biological process: protein folding in endoplasmic reticulum. Lineage: Eukaryota; Metazoa; Chordata; Mammalia; Rodentia; Cricetidae. Gene Ontology annotation, cellular component: endoplasmic reticulum; endoplasmic reticulum membrane. Gene Ontology annotation, molecular function: thiol oxidase activity; protein-disulfide reductase activity; FAD binding.